GCGUCCGGGUAGCGCCCCGAGUGAGACCGUUGCGAGACGGCCGGUUCCAAGUGCGCCACGGCGCGGGGGGGAGGCGGGCCCGCACGCCGGAACCCAGAGGCCUCCUGGGCACGAGGAUUGGAAUCCGCAGCGCGGCUGCUGCGAGCGGCCGGGCCCAGCGGGACCGCGGAAGACUGACCUGUGCCUAGAGCCCAUCCCAGCAAGCAAAGCCUGCCGCGAAUCCCUGGCGUCCCCUCCGGCGCGCUCUUGGAGCCACUUUUCCGAGCGGAAGUCAGCCUGCUGCUCGGGCUCCGGUGUGACCUGCUCGGAGGAAUGGCGCCGCCGGGUUCAAGCACUGUCUUCCUGUUGGCCCUGACAAUSAUAGCCAGCAUUCAGGCUCUGACGCCCACCCACUACCUCACCAAGCAUGACGUGGAGAGACUGAAAGCCUCGCUGGACCGCCCCUUCACAAGUUUAGAAUCUGCCUUCUACUCUAUCGUGGGACUCAGCAGCCUUGGGGCCCAGGUGCCAGAUGUAAAGAAAGCAUGCACCUUCAUCAAAUCUAACCUUGAUCCCAGCAACGUGGAUUCCCUCUUCUAUGCUGCCCAGUCCAGCCAGGCCCUCUCAGGGUGUGAGAUCUCUGUUUCAAAUGAGACCAAAGAUAUGCUCCUGGCAGCUGUCAGUGAAGACUCUUCUGUUGUCCAGAUCUACCACGCUGUCGCAGCCCUCAGUGGCUUGGGCCUUCCCUUGGCAUCCCAGGAAGCACUCGGGGCCCUCACUGCUCGCCUAGGCAAGGAAGAGACUGUGCUGGCAACAAUCCAGGCUCUGCAGACAGCAUCCCAUCUGUCCCAGCAAGCCGACCUGAGGAACAUUGUGGAGGAGAUUGAGGACCUUGUUGCUCGCCUGGAUGAACUGGGGGGUGUGUAUCUCCAGUUUGAAGAAGGAUUGGAAACCACAGCGUUAUUUGUUGCUGCCACCUACAAGCUCAUGGACCACGUGGGGACUGUGCCAUCCAUUAAGGAGGACCAGGUCAUCCAGCUAAUGAACACAAUCUUCAGUAAGAAGAACUUUGAGUCACUCUCAGAAGCUUUCAGUGUGGCCUGUGCUGCUGCUGCACUCUCCCAGAAUCAAUACCAUGUGCCAGUUGUAGUUGUUCCUGAGGGCCCCGCUUCUGCUACUCACGAUCAGGCUAUCCUGAGGUUGCAAGUUACCAAUGUUCUGUCGCAGCCUCUGACUCAGGCCACUGUUAAGCUAGAACAUGCUAAGUCUGUUGCUUCCAGAGCCACAGUCCUCCAAAGGACAUUUUUCACCCUUGUAGGGGAUGUUUUUGAACUAAACUUCGUGAAUGUCAAAUUUUCCAGUGGUUAUUAUGACUUCUCUGUCAGAGUUGAAGGUGACAACCGUUAUAUUGCAAACACUGUGGAGCUCAGAGUAAAGAUUUCCACUGAAGUUGGCAUCACAAAUGUCGAUCUUUCCACUGUGGAUAAGGAUCAGAGCAUUGCACCCAAAACCACCCGGGUGACCUAUCCAGCCAAAGCCAAGGGUACAUUCAUCGCAGACAGCCACCAGAACUUUGCCUUAUUCUUCCAGCUGGUAGAUGUGAACACUGGUGCUGAACUCACUCCUCACCAGACAUUUGUCCGACUCCACAACCAGAAGACUGGCCAGGAAGUGGUGUUUGUCGCUGAGCCAGACAGCAAGAACGUGUACAGGUUCGAACUAGACACCUCUGAGAGGAAGAUCGAGUUUGACUCCGCCUCAGGCACCUAUACUCUCUACUUAAUCAUUGGAGAUGCCACUUUGAAGAACCCAAUCCUCUGGAAUGUGGCUGAUGUGGUCAUCAAGUUCCCUGAAGAAGAAGCUCCCUCGACUGUCCUGUCUCAGAACCUUUUCACCCCGAAACAGGAAAUUCAGCACCUGUUCCGAGAGCCUGAGAAGAGGCCCCCCACCGUGGUGUCCAAUACAUUCACUGCCCUCAUCCUUUCGCCCUUGCUCCUGCUCUUUGCUCUGUGGAUCCGGAUUGGUGCCAAUAUCUCCAACUUCACUUUUGCUCCUAGCACAAUUAUCUUUCACCUGGGACAUGCUGCUAUGCUGGGGCUCAUGUAUGUCUAUUGGACUCAGCUCAACAUGUUCCAGACCCUGAAGUACCUGGCCAUCCUGGGCAGCGUGACAUUUCUGGCUGGCAAUCGGAUGUUGGCCCAGCAGGCAGUCAAGAGGAUCGCUGCAGAGCAGAGCAGUAGAUUGGCAAAAUAUAGGACACUACGAACAGCACAUUAGUUCCAGAAAAAGGAUGGAAAUUUUGAAAACUGAAGUGAAUGUCAAGAGAAGGAGUCAAGAACAAUU
This is a messenger RNA of Urocitellus parryii (Arctic ground squirrel), 2322 nucleotides long. RefSeq names its product ribophorin II (gene Rpn2). Lineage: Eukaryota; Metazoa; Chordata; Mammalia; Rodentia; Sciuridae. The record is from RefSeq and is a predicted model, not a curated record. Gene Ontology annotation, biological process: protein N-linked glycosylation. Gene Ontology annotation, cellular component: oligosaccharyltransferase complex; membrane.